This is a messenger RNA of Sitodiplosis mosellana (orange wheat blossom midge), 2366 nucleotides long. RefSeq names its product zinc finger protein 58-like. Gene Ontology annotation, biological process: regulation of transcription by RNA polymerase II. Lineage: Eukaryota; Metazoa; Arthropoda; Insecta; Diptera; Cecidomyiidae. The transcript is spliced from 2 exons. The record is from RefSeq and is a predicted model, not a curated record. Gene Ontology annotation, molecular function: RNA polymerase II transcription regulatory region sequence-specific DNA binding; DNA-binding transcription factor activity, RNA polymerase II-specific. Gene Ontology annotation, cellular component: nucleus. The coding region runs from base 112 to 2079 and encodes 655 amino acids.
AAAACAAUUAUACCAAUAACACUGGCAUUUGGAGAAAAACAACUCUAAAACAUUGAUUUAAUAAAAAAAAGUAGAGAAUUGGUUUGAAAACGUUGAUUUUCUCAAAUAAAAAUGAGCGGAACCAUAGCAGUCCACCAGUGUUUGUUCUGUCCACAAACAUUCGACAGUGCCGUAGAAAAGGAUGACCACAUUCUGGAGCAUUUUGCUCAAGAAACGUGUACAGAUUGCGAUCAAAGCCUGAUUCGAAUCGGCAGCAAUUUAUACACACUACACAACGCAGUGACAUGCAUCAAGAGGGAAUCGAAAUCGAAUGUCAGUAUUUUGAAUCAAAGCCAUAGAGGAUCUCUCAACCAAAACCAUGAUGAAGGAGGUUGUAAUGCAACAUUCGCAUCACCCGAGGCCAUUUGUGAUCAGCAACUGGACAUCAAACUCGAGCCCGAAACAGAACAGUAUGAACAGCUCAUGACUGUUGAUCCGAUAAAUUUUACAGAAUCCAUUUACCAAAAUAGUGAUAGAGACCUUUCUGCUAUUGGAGUUACACCAUCGAAAACACUCACUGUUGAUCAAGUGGAAAUUAAAAUGGAGUCACAAGUUGAGCUGUUUAUAUCUGAGGAUGUGAACAACUUGGCGGAUAUAAAUGAUAUGGAUUUUGAUUCAAGUCAGAUGUUUCAAAGUGAAUCUCCAUUCGAAAAAUUGUCUGAACCAAAAAGCGAGAGUAACUCUAAGGAGCACAAGUGUGACUUUUGUGAAAAAUCGUUUCCAAACCCCUUACAACUGGGGCAGCACAGAAAGUAUACACAUACCAUUACAAAUCCGGAUAGAUUGAAAUGUGAAAUAUGCAAAACAACUUUUAAGAGGAAAGAAUAUCUAGACAAACAUAUUAAAUUCAAACACACAGAUCGCAUAAAAUACACAUGUAAGUUUUGCUGGGCGGUGUAUAUGACACAGAAUUCGUUGGACAAUCAUCAUCGAUUUUGCCGAAAACGCUGUAAGAAGUUGGGGAUUAAGUCUCAAAUCAGAGAUAAUUUCAAUGAAGUGGAGCCCAAAGUUGAAGAAAUGACAUCUGUGGCUGCAGAAGAUUUUACCGGAACGAGUCAAGUGUUUCAAAGUCAGUCUGCAACUGUAUCAGUGAAAUCACCCAAAUCAAAGGGACCCAUUGAGUGUGAUGACUGUGGAAAAGUCUUUCAAGGAGCAUCCAAGCUAAAACAACACAAAAUCUACAAUCACACCGCACCAGGUCGAUUCGAAUGUGUUGAAUGCAACAGGAUUUUUCUUAGAGAGCCAUCUCUGCGUAAACAUAUGCGAUUGAAACACAGCGGUACAAUCAACGCAUGCCAUUUUUGCAGUGCACAGUUUGUUUUGAAAAAAUCAUUGGAUGAUCAUCUCACACGCUGUAAGCUACGCAGCAAAUACGAUGAGGAAGACAAUGACAUGGAUGGAUCUAGAACUUGUGAUAUUUGCGAAAAAAUACUUGCCAGUCCAAAAGGUUUACAAACACAUAAAUUUUUAGUUCACAAAACCGGUGGGCACCGAUGCAUCCAUUGUAAGAUAUUAUUUCAUUCAGCCCAAGGUUUGACAAAUCAUGGACCAAAAUGCAGUAAAUUAUCGAAGAUUACGUUCGAGUGUUUUUUGUGUCACAAAUUCUUCAAUUCGAGGAAGUAUCUUGUUCUCCAUUUGCGUAUGGAACACGGUAAUGGCAGUGGUAGAAAGGUCAGGUGUGAAAUUUGCGAAAAAUAUUUCCCUUAUAAAUCGUCAUUAGACAGUCAUAUGAAUCGAAUCCACUUGAAAUUGGCUGGUCAAAACUAUGUGUGCAGCAUAUGCGGGAAAAUAUUAGUAAGCAAACGUGAUUUAAAGUUUCAUGAAUUCACUCACACAGGAGAAAAACCUCUGAAAUGUACUUAUGAAGGUUGUGAUCGAUAUUUUGGAUAUCAUAAUACAAGAAACGAUCAUAUAAGAUGUGUUCAUAAAGGCGAAAAACGAUAUCAAUGUAAAUUUGAUGGAUGCAACGCUCGAUUCGGUGGAAUAAUCGGAUUCAAAAAGCAUAAACUCAAUGAACAUGGCAUACCAAUGAAAAAGUAAUUGAUUUGAUUCUAGACUUAAGCAAAUAAGCAACUGCUCUGUUUUCUAUGCUGAGGUAAAAGUUAAUAAAUUCAUUUAAUGCGAUUAAUACCUCUUUUUUGUAUGAUAUUUCGAAGUAUACUGACAUCCCUAUUGUUGGCCAUUCACACGUCUGGUGGCAAAAAUCAGAUCUUAUUACAUUUUUUUAACAUUCCAAAUAUCACUUUGAAUUUGAGUUUGACAUUUUGCAUGUAAACAAUCACAAUAAACUUGACACUUGGAGAUGAAACACCGAAUUGCUAAAACAA